This is a messenger RNA of Humulus lupulus (European hop), 654 nucleotides long. RefSeq lists its product as uncharacterized. The coding region runs from base 1 to 654 and encodes 217 amino acids. The record is from RefSeq and is a predicted model, not a curated record. The transcript has 2 exons. NCBI's taxonomy places the organism in Eukaryota, Viridiplantae, Streptophyta, Magnoliopsida, Rosales, Cannabaceae.
AUGGGGGAGAGAAAAAAGUUAUGGGACAAGUUGGCUAGUAUUGGUCAUCUGAAAAAUCCUUGGAUUAUUUUCGGGGAUUUUAAUGCUAUGUUUAGCUUCCAGGAUAGGAAUGGUGGGAGACAAAUCUUAGCUAAAGAUAUCACUGAUGCUCAAAACUGGCUGGCUUUAGGCCAAGUAGAUGAUUUCAAGUGCUCUGGUGCGCACUUUACUUGGUCUAACAAGCAUGAUGUAGGAGACCGGAUUUUUUCCAAGCUAGAUCGAGUUUUCACUAAUGACUAUUGGCUGGACACUUUCCCAAAAUCUGAAGCUUGCUUCAAAUGGGACUAUGUUUCAGACCAUAGCUAUUGUUCGGGAGGAGGCUUAACUAAGACUGUGCAGAAACUCCUUCGGGUUAAACAUGUUUUGAAAAGAUUUAACAGAGAAGUGGUUGGUGAUAUAGUCUUGGAUUACAAGUUGGCAAAGGAGGAAUUCAAUAAAGCUCAGGAGGCCUUGGCUUCUAACCCCUCUGACUAUACUCUUCAUCAAGUUGUUAUUCAAACUCAGCAGGAAUUUUCUGAUAUGCUGAGCCGGUACUCUAGUUUUCUCAAGCAGCAAAGUAAAGUUAAUUGGGUUAAUUUCAGUGAUGAAAACUCGAGAUAUUCCAUGCUAUUAUGA